Molecule: messenger RNA, 375 nt
Organism: Pochonia chlamydosporia 170
Lineage: Eukaryota; Fungi; Ascomycota; Sordariomycetes; Hypocreales; Clavicipitaceae
Exons: 1
Coding region: 1-375 (124 amino acids)
Source: RefSeq, a predicted model, not a curated record
AUGUGCCAAGAGGAUUCAUGGCGCCUGGCCAAGCACCACGUCGAGAGCAUAGCUGGGUCGAUGGAUCUCAUCGGUCUUGCAGUAAGUACAAGUACAGUAUAUACAGUACCGGAAUUUGUACCUGACUGCAAGCCUUUGCAUGAAGUAUCUGUAUUUGCGUCUGAAGCAGGCAGAGGUGUCUUGGCUCAGGACCAUCCGUGUCACCUCACGGACUUGGAUGCAACUGUGAAUCGAGGCUGCAUCAUUUUAGACGCUGCAAGCACGGCACUAGGUAAAGUAAUUGGGCGAGAAUCGAGUCAGCGCAUGCAGCUGGUCUUGGAAUUGCAUGGGUCCUGUUGCCGCCGUAUUUUGCCUUGGAUAAUCAAAAGAUGCUGA